AUGCGAUUCUCGGAAAUCAAACUCGACGAUAAAACGAUACUAAUCGAUGAAACGCGAACAAGAGCUUCAUCGAUAUCGUUACCAUACAGAGAUCGUCAUUCGCCGAAACAUUGCUCCACUGUUCAACAAGAUCGCAUACCAUUCUCAACAGAAAAACCAACGCCUUCGUCUGAUUAUCUCUAUAGAGAAAUUGCCAAAGCCAUAGGUCGGAAUGAUUUCGUUGACGAAAAACAUUCAUGGAAGCGAGCAAGUUGGAGUCCGUCUGUGCCUUACGAGCAUGGUUUACCACCGUCGGGAAGACGUCUUGAUAAUGAAUUACCAGUUUCAUAUCGAAAUUUUCAUCCUGUACGUAUGCGGCCUAAGGUAACAAGAUAUUAUCAACCAAAACAACAAUCGAAUUCCAGAUCAUGGGGAAGACCUGCUUCAUUCAACGAAAACUACGAUCGCUAUCUGACUGAUUAUCAAUCUGAGAAACUCACUAAUUCAUCCUUGAAUCGUACAAACACCUUUUCGAUCGAACAAUGUGAACCUUCAUCGUCAUCCUCGUCAUCUUCGGUUGACACAAUAGUGCAAAUUACAACACGUGCAUCGCCUUCACUAGAUACAAGUGACUUUAUCAGUGAUACAUCGACUGCUUCAUCAGUAACAACGACAAACACAGUGACAUCCUUAGCUUCAACCAUUCUCUCUCAAGCAUCUCGACAACGAAGUCCUAGUUACGAACGUCUCUAUUCAUCAGCUAUUCGUCCGCUUUUGAAUGAAUAUCAACAAGAAAUCUCUUCGCAGAUCGAUUACAAACUUUCACCACCAGUCUCUCAAGCAAAUACCAAUCGUUCAUCAUCGUCUCCAAUUUCUUCUCUUUUCACGGCUUCUUUUCCAUUCACUUGUUCGAAAGGUCAUGAACCAACAUUGUCAUCUUCCAUCGGGUCAUCUUUAAAUCAAUAUGCCGGGUUUACUUCACAAACAUUGAAUAUUGAUACAAUUGGAGACAACAUUAGUUCUCCAACAAUAAAAACAACACGUAGUGUAAUGACUAUGUCAAUGUCACCUAAUCGCCAUAAUAAUCAAAUGCGUUCGGCAAAAGCGAUCAUCACAGCAGCUCAAACAUCACCUAUCGCAAACGUCACAAUCACGACAAACAAUACGGAUGGAUUAAAGCAGCAACAGCAACGAGAUCAAACAGAAUCAACAAGUGUGUCGAAUAACGGUUGUUUAAAGUCGCCAACAAAUAAAAACAAUCGAAUAAAAAAAUCUGUUCAUUUCGAUUGUCAUUUGCCUCGAAACAUUCGCGUAACUUCGCCAGUACCCAUCAAGGAAAGUUGUUGUUGUCGUAGUAUAACAUCAACUACAGCCAGCAGCAGCAGCGAUAAUAAUAAUUAUCGGCCAACGGUUACAAUUGCAUCUUCAUCACCUUUAUUCAAUGGUAAUGUCGAUGGCGACAGUGACGAACAAAAGACGCUAUGUGAUGAUCAACGUCUUGUCGGGACAUCGAGAGAAAAUGAGAGAAAUGAAACAACGAGGAGGACAAUUGCUGUUAACCCGCUGACCACAACCACACGUACAAUUCUACGUUCUUUUUCUCUCUCUCCCUCGCCGCUAUCGAAAGAAAAGAGUAACAGCGAUAGCCGAGGACAAGAGCAAGAAGAAGAAGAAGAAGAAGAGAGAAAAAAAGAAAAUGUCGACGAACUAAACUGCACUACUAGUCGACGAGUAACAACUGCUGCUACUCACCUUCAUCGCACUACCACCACUGCUACAGUCACUUUCAAUGACGGCAGCAACAACGUCUCGCAAAAAAAAGAAUCGAAUAAUACGAACAAUUCCAAUACAAAUUCUAUAAAACGACAAUCAUUAUCAGUUGAUAGAUCUAUGCCGUUAAACAAUUUACUUGUUAAAACAUCUUCACUCAGUACAAUAAUCAAUCCGCAGAUUUCACAACAAUCGCCCACUUCCUCUACAGCAAAGAAACUACUCAGUAAUGGAUUUUUAAGUCUUAUUGGACGUUCGAACAGCAAUCAUAGCAAGUCAUCGACAUCGACCGAAGAAAAUAAACAAUUGCGACGUACAUCGUCCACCCAGCUACGUGCUCAGCGAAAAGCUAAACAGCAGACGACAUUAACAACAGGGACAAACGGAAAUAAACGUCUCAGUGCGGAUGUCGAAUCUAUUCUUCCUGUAUCUUCAAAUAAUAAUCAUCAUCAUUGUGAAACAUCCAACGAAGAUACUCAUACAUUUGACAAGGUUGCAACAAGUCAGGCGAAAGAACGACAAUCUACGAUGUCUCUUGUCUCAACACCAACGGACAAGAAUAUCAGUUCUUCGAAUAUCGAUUCAUCUGUCCCACUGUGCACAAACAGUAAUGGUAUUACAAAUUCCAUCUCGAUGUCAACGAACUCUUCGACGACAAUUAUUAAAUCUGACGAAGGAGAUUCACUAAACAAUGGUCUUCUUUUUCGACCGGUAACUGAUCCGAAAUGUGAUUAUGUUUUACACAAUCAUCAAACAGUACAAAAGGAACCCUUCUUUCUUUCACCACCUAAAUCAUUAUCUAAUGGAGAUGAAUCGACAAUGAUGCAAACAUCAACACUUAUUAUUACAACACCUCCACAAUAUCAUUAUUAUCUUUAUCCUCCUAUCAAUAAUACAAAUACAUUAUCAUCGUCAUCUUCUUCUUCAUCGGUUUCAUCGUCAUCGAAAAAAAAAUCGAAAGUCAUUUCGACGGCCAAUCGCACAAUCUCCAAUGUCAGUAUCAACAGUGUCAGCACGAGUUCAUCAUCAUCCUACCCAUCCUGUGAAUCUCAACCUCCUGAUAAUGAUUAUCAGCAAUCAAGUCAAAUUCCACUCAAUGCUGAAGAUGAAACAUUGUCAAGUUCAACAGUUUCCAUUGCACACAAUAACAUUAUGAAUAAUAAAACACAUCAAAAGAAAGUGGUUCAUUCUGCCUUGAUCGAUUGGAAGUUGAAAUCAUCGUCAGAAGUUAACGGUGAUUCGACAACAAAAACUAAACCUGUUAUAUUAUCUGACUCUGUGCAAGCCUUCUGGCCUCCUCCACCUUCACCAUCAACACUAGGCAAACACUCUGGAUUAACAACUGCUGAACAGGCUAAACAAUCAGAAUCAAUACCAAUACCAAAUCAUAUUCUGAGUUCAAGUUAUAACAAUGAAUCAAUGAAUGCCAAUCAUACUGAUCUAUUAUCAACAAAAGAAGAAAUAAGAUCUUACACAGAAGAACACAGAUUUAAUAGUGGUUGUCUCAGAAAUGCAAGUGAUACUUCUCUCGAAGAUACUCAGGCAUCCUAUACCGAACGUUUGCGUGAAAAAUCGCGUUCAAUAUCAAUGAACGGACCAAACGAUAUGUUGUCCAACUUCAAACGAUCGGUAUCCAAAGAUGCUCUGAAUGAUGGUCACAUGCGAUCCAAUAUGCAUCUAAAUUUCCAAGAAAUUCCUUCAAGAAGUGAACAUGUGCUUCGACCAAAAUCGGCUGGUCAACAAACACGAACAGCACAUAUCAUCUCAAGGUCACCAGCGAUCGAAAAUGACUUUCAAUCGAAACGAGAAUUUUUCGAAAAUCGCACCUAUACAGACAAUACUUCAUCGAAUCUUUCCUUAACAUCAAUUCAAACCAAUAUAUUACCAACGAAACCCAAAAUAUACACCUUAUCUCCAUCAACUUCUCAGACCAAUAACAAUAAUCGUCAUCUUCCACACCAGACACUAUCAAAUAACAGUCCUCAGCGUAGUAUAACCAGACGAUCUUGGAAUGAUUUAUCAUUCAGACAAUUACAACCUCCAUCAACACCCCCACCACUUCCACCACCUAUGAUUCCUCCUGCUCCAGCAUCGUCUGAAGCAUAUUUUGAAUCCACAUUAAACCAAACAUCGUUUGUUCCAAUUCCAACCAUUCGAAAACCAGUUCGUAUCGUCAAAGCAAUUCAACGUUCUUCGCCUCCUACACCUGAUUUGUCUCUACUCACAUCGCGUCCAUUGACAACAUCGAAAACUUAUUCACUCGCCAAGCCCGGUCUGUUCUCAGCAUCGCCGAUCAGUUCUGCUCAAAAACUUCCCAGUAAAUCUUCAACUACAACUCCUCGACGUUUUCCAUCACGUGACGAAAAUGAUCUACAAUCGAAUCUAAAAGAAUUUCUUCUUCGUUACUCUCACAAUCAUUCAUUAAAUGAACUAGACCGAUUGACUAUCUCGAAUGAUUAUCAUUUGAGUACAGACUAUGCUCGAUCAUUGUUUCCGAUACCUGAUCGUUUACGACGAAUACGUUCCCGACAGAGUUCAGGCGGUGAUACGAGUUCGAUCACGACAUCAAGUAAUUCAUCAUCAGAUUAUAUUCAUCGAACAGUAUCGAAUGAUAGUUGUAUUUUCGAUGACGACGAUACUCUUCGACAAGCGGAAGAUUUGUUGUGCAGUUUAAAGAAGCGACUGGAAAGUUUGAAAGAAAAUCAACGAAUUAUUCAUGAGGAAACAGAAGAUAAUAAAAUUCUUGGUGCUAAACUAAUCAGUAUCAUUGAAAGUACUGCGGAACCUAAUGAAAUUGAAAAAUUUAAACUACAUAUUAAUGAAAUCGACACGAUAACAUCGGUUCUGCUCAAACUAAGUAGUCGACUAGCUAAAGUUGACAAUGAUCUAUCAAGUCUUCCUGAAAACAGCGAACAGAUCAAGGCAAGUCUAAUCGAUCGGCGUGAAAAAGCGCAACAAAAACAUGAUGAAGCCAAAUCUUUGAAAGAUGGUAUCGAUCGUCGUAGUCGUACCGUGACAACUAUUCUUCGUAAAUAUUUUUCCAACGAACAAUACGAUGAUUAUGAACAUUUCAUUCGAAUGAAAUCAGCCUUACUAAUCGAUGGAAAGGAAAACGAAGAAAAUAUUUCAAUAAUCGAAAAACAAAUUGAUAUUUUCAACCAUAUCCUAAUGACAGAUUAUCCACAUGUAUCGACCGGAAAUUCUGCUGGUAAUCUGCAAACGAACUCAUGGAAACCUAUUUCGAGCACGGCCUAG
Molecule: messenger RNA, 5004 nt
Organism: Adineta ricciae
Lineage: Eukaryota; Metazoa; Rotifera; Eurotatoria; Adinetida; Adinetidae
Source: the annotation of a GenBank genome assembly